This is a messenger RNA of Acanthopagrus latus (yellowfin seabream), 2871 nucleotides long. RefSeq names its product protein-O-mannosyltransferase 1 (gene pomt1). The transcript is spliced from 20 exons. Gene Ontology annotation, molecular function: dolichyl-phosphate-mannose-protein mannosyltransferase activity. Gene Ontology annotation, cellular component: membrane; endoplasmic reticulum. The record is from RefSeq and is a predicted model, not a curated record. Lineage: Eukaryota; Metazoa; Chordata; Actinopteri; Spariformes; Sparidae. The coding region runs from base 329 to 2488 and encodes 719 amino acids. Gene Ontology annotation, biological process: protein O-linked glycosylation via mannose.
AAGAAGAAGAAGAAAAGGAUACUUGGGUUCAUUCUGUGCUUUAAUGUUUGUUAAUUGUUAUACAUGAACUCAUCAGUUAUUCACUCAUAUUUAAAUACGCGAUGGUAAAAGAUCAUUUGACACCUGAAAAGCACAGAGCGAUGAGCAGUAAUCGAUCGACUCUGGGAGCAGGCAUCACCAAUCGAACACCAAAAACAUCGAUGGGCCGCUGCUUCAGCCGAACCGGAGAAACGGAGCCGAGCUGCCGGUUAACGGAGGAGCUGAACCCGGUGAUUUACUGAGAGGAUGGUCGGUUUAACGUCAACGGAGUGACGUCACAGCAGGUGUCAUGAAGCUGCAGCUCCCCCUAGUGGUCACAGCUCAGGUGGAUCUGGUCCUGCUGCUGGUCUCCCUGCUCGCCCUCUGGACCAGACUGAGCCACCUCAGCUACCCCAAUGCUGUGGUGUUUGAUGAGGUGUAUUAUGGUCAGUUUGUGUCUCUCUACAUGAAGAGGGUGUUCUUCAUCGAUGACAGUGGACCGCCACUGGGUCACUUGAUCCUGGCAUUUGGAGCAUACCUGGGAGGAUUUGAUGGGAACUUUGUCUGGAAUCGAAUUGGAGCAGAGUAUCCCAGCAGUGUGAGUGUGUGGAGCCUGCGCCUCCUGCCGGCUCUGUGUGGCGCUCUGUGUGUCCCUCUAGUAUACCUGUUGACUCUGGAGCUGAGGUUCUCUCACCUGUCAGCUCUGGGAGCUGCUCUGCUGCUGCUGCUCGAGAACUCUCUGAUCGUCCAAUCACGUUUCAUGUUACUGGAGUCUGUUCUCAUCUUCUUUGUGCUGCUGGCGUUUUUCUCCUACCUGAGAUUCCACAACACUCCCAGCAGCUGUUUCAGGUACGGCUGGCUGCUUCUGUCCGGAGCGUCCUGUGCUGCAGCCAUUGGGGUGAAGUACAUGGGCAUGUUCUCCUAUCUGUUGCUGCUGGGCGUGGCCUCUCUGCACACCUGGAACUUGAUUGGGGACCGAGGUGUCAGUCAUCUGAGUGUAUGUGUGCAGUGUGUGUGUAGAGUUGUUUGUCUUUUGGUGGUUCCUGUCCUUCUCUAUGUGUUCUGGUUCUAUGUUCACCUGAGCUUGCUGCACCGCAGUGGACCACAUGACCAAAUGAUGAGCUCUGCCUUCCAGGCCAGUCUGGAGGGUGGUCUCUCGAGGAUCACUAAGGGUCAGCCUCUGGAGGUCGCUUAUGGCAGUCAGGUGACUUUAAGAAGCUCCGCCUCCCAGCCUGUCCCUUGCUGGCUCCACUCACACAAAGCUAACUAUCCAAUCAGGUAUGAGAAUGGGCGGGGCAGCUCUCACCAGCAGCAGGUCACAUGUUACCCCUUUAAAGACGUCAACAACUGGUGGAUCAUCAAAGACCCUGGCAGACAGGAGCUGGUGGUUAGCAGCCCUCCUCGACCUGUCCGUCAUGGUGAUGUCAUCCAGCUGGUUCAUGGAAUGACGUCACGCUUCCUCAACAGUCAUGAUGUCGCAGCUCCCAUGAGUCCUCACGCUCAGGAAGUGUCAGGUUACAUCGACUUCAACGUUUCCAUGCCGACUCAGAACCUGUGGAGAGUGGACAUCUCUAACAGGGAGGCAGAAUCAGAGUCAUGGAAGACCAUUCUGUCUGAUGUUCGAUUGGUCCACGUCAACACCUCAGCAGUCCUUAGGAUGACUGGUGUGUCUCUUCCAGAUUGGGGUUUCCGUCAGUUGGAGGUUGUUGCAGACAAACUGUUUAAUGCUCAGAGCAGCAGUUUGGAGUGGACGGUCGAAGAGCACCGAUAUGGAACAAGUCAGGAGCAGAAGGAGAGGGAGGCCGAGCUUCAUUCUCCGACUCACAUCGACGUGAACAGAAAAAUCUCCUUCUGGGCCAAAUUUUUAGAAGUUCAGUGGAAGAUGUUGAUGGUGAAACAGGAAGAUUCUGAGCACAAAUACAGCUCGUCCCCCCUCGAGUGGAUCACCAUGGAAACCAACAUUGCAUACUGGCUGCACUCCUCCACCAAUGCUCAAAUCCAUCUGAUUGGUAACCCGGUGUCGUGGGGUGUGGCCAACUUCAGCCUGCUGGCCUAUCAGCUGCUGGCAGCGGUCUACUUGCUGAGGAGGAGGCGGGGCUUCAAAGACCUCCCUGAUGGUGUGUGGAGUCAGUUUGUGUGUCUGGGAUGUGUGUGUGUUGGCGGCUGGGUGGUGAACUUUAUCCCGUUCUUCCUGAUGGAGAAAACUCUCUUCCUCUAUCACUACCUGCCCGCCCUCUGUUACCUGCACCUGCUGAGCCCCGCCCUGUUGGAGCACACACAUACUCACCUGCUCAGCUGUGCAACACACCGUCGUGUGCUGUGUGUGUGUGCGUCAGCAGGGAUGCUGGUGGUCAUCCUGUCGUAUCGAACCUUCUGCCCUUUGACCUACGGCAGCCCCGAGCUGUCGGCCAAUCAGCUGCAAGGACUGAAGUGGAGAGGCUCCUGGGACAUCCUCUACCGCCGCCGGUAGACAGACAGACAGACAGGCAGAGAGAGGGGUUCUGCCUGGUCCAGGAUCUGAUGAUCCUGUCUUUCUGUUUCUGCUCCGAUAAAUCUUAAGAAAAGGCACCUGAACACACCACUGGGUGUUUGUCUGUGAAGUCAGAGGUGAGGUCAUGUUGGAGGAGGAGCUUCAGAUCUCUCAAACAGUCUUUAUGGAGGAGUGAAGCUGCUCAGAAAAAUGAACAGUAAUAUUUGGUGUGUGACAUCACACAUGUCACUUCCUGUUCACGCCUCUCAAACAGGAAACAGUGAAAUUUAUGUAUAAAGUUUAUAAAAUCAGUUUGUGGUCUGAGUGACUGCUGUAACAGAUUCAUGUGAACUACACAAUAAAAUAGAAUAUAAACAGUUCAA